AUGCCUGAAAAUUUUGCUUCCGUCACGGAGGUGAGCAACACUGAACACCCCGUGAUAUCGGGUUCAACAACAUCUACCAACGGAGGCGUCAAGGCGCUCAAGAGAGCAGGCCCAAAUGCUCCAGGCGUAGCAUUCGUAACCGGAGGAGCACGAGGGUUGGGAAACGCAAUUGCCGUGUCGUAUGCAAGAGAGGGCGCCAGAGCUGUCGUUAUCGUCGACAUUCAGGAUGAGAAGACUUGUGAAGCAGGGAAGAACGCUGUCGAGUCUUAUGGAACCGAGUGUCUAGUCAUCAGAGCGGAUGUGACGCAGGAGAAAGAGGUAGAAAGAGCCGUGAAAGAAGCAGUCGCAAGAUUUGGGCGGAUCGAUUAUGCAGCAAACUUUGCUGGAGUAAUCGGUCCCGGCGAAAGAAUCAGCGAGAUCGAGUUACAGGAUUGGGAGAAGGUGAUGGCAGUCAACUCAACCGGGGUCUUCCUCUGUAACAAACAUGAGAUGAGGCAGAUGGCUCGGCAGGAGUCAAUCGAGGUUGAGCCUGGGCGGCCCUUGCAAAGAGGCGCGAUCGUAAACUGCUGCUCGGUCAAUUCGAUGUUGUCCAUGCCAGGCACCGGUGGCUAUACAGCAUCCAAACACGCUGUGCUGGGCAUAACUAAGGCGGCAGCACUAGAAGGGCGACAGCACAAUAUUCGCGUCAACGCUAUCUCGCCAGGUUUCUUAUUGACACCAAUGGUUGAAUCUAGCGUAAUGGAUGAGGACGGUCGUCUAGGAAAUGCACUGUGGGCUUACUUUGAAGCUCGACAAGGACGGAAAGCACACUUUGCUGAGAUUGGUGACGCAGUAGUGCUCAUGAGCCUACCCAGAAUGAGCCUGGUCAACGGGCAGAACCUGUUCUGCGACGGGUAA
Molecule: messenger RNA, 897 nt
Organism: Cladophialophora psammophila CBS 110553
Lineage: Eukaryota; Fungi; Ascomycota; Eurotiomycetes; Chaetothyriales; Herpotrichiellaceae
Exons: 5
Coding region: 1-897 (298 amino acids)
Molecular function (GO): oxidoreductase activity
Source: RefSeq, a predicted model, not a curated record